Messenger RNA from Magnolia sinica, 3009 nucleotides. Its product is annotated as AUGMIN subunit 6-like. Gene Ontology annotation, biological process: spindle assembly. Gene Ontology annotation, cellular component: mitotic spindle microtubule; HAUS complex. NCBI's taxonomy places the organism in Eukaryota, Viridiplantae, Streptophyta, Magnoliopsida, Magnoliales, Magnoliaceae. The record is from RefSeq and is a predicted model, not a curated record. The transcript has 13 exons. Gene Ontology annotation, molecular function: microtubule binding. The coding region runs from base 267 to 2762 and encodes 831 amino acids.
UCAGAAUCGUCCAAAUAGUGGGAAUCGUUAUAGAUGUUCUUAAUUUUUAGACUCUUCAGAGUAUAUAUCUUUCAAUAAUCUUUAUUUUUACAGAAAUUAAUGUUGACCAUUAACUUUUUUUUUCCAACCUUCGAUUUGAAUUCCAUUGUUUAAUGUCUAGGAUCAUCAGAUCUAUGUGUAUCUAGAGUAUAAUUCCAUACACAGUGGUUCCCACUAUAUGGACAAUCCUGAUUGAAAGAUAACCCUACCACGUGUAAUACAGAAAUAUGGGCCUACCAUCUCACGUAUCUUCCGGCUCUACGGUAUCAUUUCCCCCCACUCAAGCAGGCCGGCUCGGGUUGGAGGUUAGAAUCCUACGCACCCGGUACACGUUAGCGUCUCCUCCCUCCGCCCCGAUUUCAAAUCGAAUACGCCAAUCGGAAAAAACGUGGGGCCCUGUCCCUUGCAUUUCUCUUUCUUCCAUCCAUCCCUACAAAAUUCAAGAGCGGAGAGAGAGAGAGAGAGAGAUGACGAUGGACAGAGAGAGAGAACGAGAAAUGGAGCUGGAGUGCGCAAUGUACACCAACUGCUUGCUCUUAGGCCUGGAUCCCUCCAUCAUCGGCAUCGGCGGCAGCAACGGAACUCCUCGCGUCGGCCUUUUCCGACAUUCAAACCCUAGGAUGGGAGAGCAGCUCCUGUAUUUCAUCCUAUCAGCCCUAAGAGGCCCAACUCAAUCCGCAAAGGAUUUUGACAAGGUGUGGCCGAUUUUUGAUUCAGCGCAAUCUCGCGAUUUCCGCAAGAUUGUGCAUGGGAUUAUCAACGAGCUUGAAUCUCAAGGAGCACUGCCAAGGAGCAAUUCGAGGGUUUCAUCUCUGGCGACUUGCUGUGGGCAAAGAUUUGUUGAGCUUUUGUGGCAACUUUCUUUGCAUGCUUUACGGGAGGUCCAUAGACGAACGUUUCCAGCUGAUGUGGCUUCUAAUCCACUUCCUGCUUCAUUAACAGAUGUGUCAUAUUCGCAUGCAGCUACUUUACUUCCAGUAACAAAGGCCAGGAUAGCCCUUGAACGAAGGAAGUUCAUUAAAAAUGCAAAUGCUGCUGUCCAUAGGCAAGCUACAUGGUCAAGCUUGGCCCAUGACAUAACUGCUGAGUUUCGUGGUCUUUGUGCUGAAGAGGCUUAUUUACAGCAAGAGCUGGAAAAACUACAGGAUCUGAGGAGCAAAGCAAAGUUGGAAGGAGAACCAUGGGAUGACCGUCUCUCUAAUUCCUUGGGUCAGAAUUCUCAUUUGGUCUCCAAGGCAACUCGUUUGUGGGAGUCCUUAUUAUCUCGUAAGAGUCAUCAUGAAGUUCUCGCUUCAGGUCCAAUUGAGGACUUAAUAGCUCACCGUGAGCAUAGGUACCGCAUCUCUGGAUCAUCUUUGCUUGCAGCUAUGGAUCAAAGUUCUCAUGUUCCUCAUCCCGAUGUAUUAUCGAUUCAACCUAGUGAUCUAAGUUCAGCUGACACGGAUGGUCAAGGACAGAUAGCUGAACCAUUUAUCAAUAUGAAUAGGGAAAAGGCAAAAAACAGUUUAGAUUCAACUCAUUCUAAAGGGAAUGAUGAAACCCUUCCUCGAGUGGAUGAUAGAAGUGGAAGAGUACACCCUAGUGUAGAUAUAGCAGAAGUUCUCAGGCGUUGGACACACGCUUUACAGCGGAUUCAUAAGCAGUCACUUCAUCUGGCCAAGACCAAUGAUGGAGAGGGUCCAGAGCUUCUACGAUGUGCAUCAGAUAGCGGUAGUAGUGGUCAUGCUGAAUCUUUGGCGGCAACCCUUGCAGAACAUCGUCAACACUUAGCAAGCAUACAGGUAUUUAUUAAUCAGUUGAAGGAGAUGGCUCCCGCAAUGGAAGAAUCAAUAAUGGAGCUCACUGACGAAGUGAAUAGUAUUUCCCCUGUUGUUCCUAUGGUCAGAUACGAUGGCAGAUCAAUGUCACCUAUCCAAGCCCAAAGCAGUGGAAGGGAUGUGGAUAAUAGCAUGGAUGAAGUCGGCGAAGUGACUUCCAAGUUUUCAUCUAUUCAGCUUGAGAAAAUCUCGACCAGCCCUGCUUUAAAACUCCCUCACUUGUUUAGUAUGGUACCAAAUUCCUCUACGAAAGCUGGAAAUGCCCAAAAGCAGCAUGCUAUAGCUCCUCAAGCCAAUCAGGUGGAAUAUUUGCCUGAAGGGAAAAUGCUAGACCAGCCUUUAUCUAAUGGUCACGUGGAUAAUCCAGUACAAGACAGCAACAAUUCUUAUGUUCAAAACAUAAGACGAUCUGUUCGUGAAGUUGCUCUCUCAGUGCAAUCCAACAAUCUAAAUUCGUCACAAGACAACAGUAAUGACAGUGCAGAACAUUUCUUUGUACCUCUCUCAACAAGUAGAUUUGUCCACAUGGGAGCAGACACCAAACCGGUUGCAAAUAGAAGCAAGCAGCGUUUGUUUGUUUCACCGCCAAAUUCCUCAGUGCUUAAGACUGUUGCUUCCAAACACAAUGCUAAUGGCUCACUUGAUAGCAAGGUCGAGGAAGUGCCAGAUGUGUUGGAGCACUCGAGUUUCCUCAAUGAGUAUGACAACCAAGUAGAUGGUUUUCUCUCAGGAGUUGGUUCAAAUCAUGCUGCCUGCGAUACACAAAGGAUGUUUUAUAAUAUGGAAGAUGCUCAGGAUCAAGUGUUUUCCCCUCCUUUACUAAUGGAGACAGAGUUCUUACCAGAUUCGUACGAGGACUUGCUCGCACCAUUGUCUGAAAUCGACACUGCUUUGAUGGAGCGCUGAUUCAGAAAAUGGGGUGACAUCAUUCCUGCUAAUGUUGGCUGCAGCUCAAGAAAUCAGAUUUAGAAGAUAGUGUAACAAUCUAUGCAGCUGAGAUGCUAAGCAGUGUGAUGAAUUGUGUUGUAAAUUAGACAGGCCUGUGAGAGAAUGAUUCAAAUGUCUUUCAAGGAGAAAGUGCGGAUGUUUGUAAUUUGUAUGUUUUUCUCAUAUUCAUUGUAAUGGGCUUCUUAGUUAUUUUUCUGUUCUGACA